AUGGUAGAAAAAGGUGAAGCAAAAAGAAGAUGUCAGUCUGUCUAUCUCAACCAUUGUCAGUCAGUCUGUCUGUCUCAAUCAUUGUCAGUAUGUCUAUCUCAGCCAGUGUCAUUCUGUCUAUCUCAACCAUUGUCAGUCAUUCUGUCUGUCUCAAUCAUUGUCAGUAUGUCUAUCUCAGCUAGUGACAGUCUGUCUGUCUAUCAAUCAUUGUCAUCAGUCAGUCUGUCUGUCUGUCUUUAUCUCAGUCAGUGUCAGUCAGUCAGUCUGUCUGUCUGUCUGUCUUUAUCUCAGUCAGUGUCAGUCUGUCUGUCUCAAUCAUUGUUAGUAUGUCUAUCAGUCAUUGUCAUUCUGUCUAUCUCAACUAGUGUCAGUCUGUCUAUCAAUUAUUGUCAGUCAGUAUGUCUACUUGUCAUUGUCAGUCUGUCUGUUUCUUGA
Mytilus trossulus (common blue mussel) is the source of this 435-nucleotide messenger RNA. RefSeq names its product streptococcal hemagglutinin-like. The transcript is spliced from 3 exons. The record is from RefSeq and is a predicted model, not a curated record. Lineage: Eukaryota; Metazoa; Mollusca; Bivalvia; Mytilida; Mytilidae. Bases 1 to 435 code for a protein of 144 amino acids.